Molecule: messenger RNA, 945 nt
Organism: Ilex paraguariensis (yerba mate)
Lineage: Eukaryota; Viridiplantae; Streptophyta; Magnoliopsida; Aquifoliales; Aquifoliaceae
Source: the annotation of a GenBank genome assembly
AUGGAGCAGAAGAGAAUUAAAUCAAGCGGUGGCAGUGGCAGUGGCAGUGGCAGUGGCGGUGUUCGUGGUGGCCGUGGCAGUGGCAGUGUUGGAGUUUCGGAGCUUUCUCAUGAUUUAGCGAUCAAAGUUCUAACAAAGCUCCCGGCGAAGUCUCUUAUGCGAUUUAAAUGCGUAUCAAAGCUCUGGUUCUCAACCAUCACCGACCCUCACUUUUCGAACGAUCACCGUGCUUGUUCUCGUUCGCGCUCUACUUUCUUGAUGGCAUAUCCCGACAAAGACAUCGACGGCGAUUACUUUCGCUUCUUCUACGCAGUCCGGGGCGAAUCAGUAAUCCGCCACCAAUUCAGUGUGUCCCUCUCCGAGUACGACGGAGUUACUGAAGUCAUUAACGGUCUCUUUUGCUUGCACGCCAAUUGUCGCCCCUUCCUUUGCAACAUCUCUACCCAUGAAAUCAUGGAGCUUCCUAUCCCAGGUACUACAACUUGCUUAACCUAUGAUUAUUAUUUCGGGUUUCAUCCUACUACUAAGGAAUACAAGUUGCUUCACUCUGGGCAAGGACGCGUCGUGGAGACAAACACAUCGUCCGCCCUGGAAUCGAGGUCCGAACUCUAUUGGAUUGCUUUUAGUCUCAAACACGAAAGGUUUAAAGUGAUUCAAAAGCCUUCAGAGACCUUCAAACACUGCCAGUUUGUACAACUUGGAGGCCACCCGGCUCUGAUAGGUUUAGGAGAUCAGAGGUUUGGUUUGGACGGUGUGUUUGACAUCUGGAUAUUUAAGAAGGACUAUGAAAGACGGUCAUGGUGGUGGAUGAAGAGGGUCAUUCGGAUUCCAAGUGAAUUGACCAUUGAUGAAUGUUGUGCUCCUGCUGCCAACAUAUCUACUGCAAAUAAUUUGUCAAGAACCAAGGACACUAGGACAACUACACCGAAUGAUCCUACUUUCUAA